UCAGUCUCCUCUCACUCGCGGUCUGAGCGUGACGCGUUCUCCUCCCCCUCUCCCCCUGUCGUCCGCGUGACACGAUCUAUACUCCGGAAUAUACAGGUUUGUCGUUUUAUAUAGUUUUUGUUACCGUAACAAAGUCGUUCACACUUUCUACUCCUUGUGCGGUGCGGUUUCUUAUCACAAAACAAAAAGGUUUUCUUCCAGUUUGGUUCUCACUAUCGACAUAUAGCACCAUGGGUAGCUCUCAUCUCAACUCACGACAUACAAGAUAGGAUGGAGACGCUAUGAGUGCGUGGUCCCUCUGGAGCUGGACCUUCCUGCUCCUUCCAGCCGUGCGCAGCGUGGGUCUGGACCUGCAGGGUCCAGGGUUUUUGAUAGAGCCGCCCUACAAGAUGGAGUUCUCCAACAGUUCAGGGGGAAGAUUGGACUGCACGGCCCACGGCAGUCCCCCGCCCAACAUGGAGUGGAUACAUGGUGACGGGUUGCCGGUAACACCGAUCCCCGAGCUGCGCCUGGUGUAUCCCAACGGCUCCCUGGUGUUCCUGCCGUUCGCCGCUGACCGCUACCGACACGACGUUCACACGGCUACCUACCGGUGUCGAGCCCGCAAUCAAGUCGGACAAGUCAUCAGCAGAGAUGUCCGCGUCAGAGCGGUGGUGAAGCAGAAGUACGAGGUGCAGGUGUACGAUGAGUACGUGAUCAGCGGGAACACGGCCGUGUUGAGGUGUCAGGUGCCCAGUUACGUAUCCGAGUAUAUCAUGGUGACGUCAUGGGUGCAGGAUGGCAUCAUCAACAUCUACCCUAACACCGAUACAGGAGGAAAACAUGCAGUGCUUGGAAACGGCGACCUUUACAUUUACAACGCAGGGCCAAGCGACGGGUAUAAGAGCUAUGCUUGCCGAACUGUACACAAGUUGACGGGGGAUGUCCACUCUAGUGCCUACCCUGGAAGGAUCAUCAUCACAGAGCCUAAAGGAAAUGUCCAGCCCAGAAUAACGGUGGAGAAACACAGUAGGAAGAUCGCGAAGAUCGGUGAUGACGUCACACUUCCUUGUGUAGCGCAGGGCUACCCAGUACCUACGUACAGGUGGUUCCGGGAGGAGCGGGAACAGCUAUCACCAGUUCCUCUGGGAGACCGCGUUUCGCUACUGUCUGCUGGCCUCCUCAGGAUAGCCAAGGUUCGUCUGGAUGACCGGGGCAAGUACCUCUGUUGGGUCAACAACUCGGCGGGGGAGGAGACUGUCCAACUUACGCUCACUGUCACAGCACCCCUGACGGCACACAUCCAGCCGCAGUCGCAGGUCGUGGACGUGGGCAAGCAGGCGAUGUUUCAGUGCAUACCCGGGGGUUCACCGGUCGCCAGGGUCUUCUGGUACCGCGACGGCCGCCCGCUGGUGUCCGAUGGGAGGGUGCAGAUACUGACGGGGCCAGAGAGGUUGGUGGUCUCCCCGCUCACCAAGGAGGAUCACGGGAUGUACCAGUGUUUCGUCAGCAACGACUGGGACAUGGCCCAAGCUACCGCGGAACUCCAUCUGGGCGAUGCGAGUCCAGAGCUGAUCUACUGGUUCUCGGAACAGACCCUACAGCCUGGCCCUGCAGUCUCCCUCAAGUGUGUAGCGACAGGCAACCCCCCUCCACAGUUCAUAUGGACCCUGGACGGCUUCCCUGUUCCUGACAACAGCAGGUUUCUGGUGGGGCAGUACGUGACUAUCCACGAUGACGUCAUUAGUCACGUGAACAUCUCCCACCUGAAGGAGGAGGACGGAGGCGAGUACACGUGCACUGCCAAGAACUCAGUGGCUCAUGUGUCUCAUAGCGCCAAAAUCAAUGUUUAUGGUCUUCCAUAUAUCCGGGAAAUGCCAAAGAUCACGGCCGUGGCAGGAAGCGACCUCGUCAUCAAGUGCCCAGUGGCAGGAUACCCCAUCGAGUCCAUAGUGUGGGAGCAAGACGGAAAUGUUCUGCCAGUAAACAGGCGGCAGCGGGUGUACGCUAACGGCACGCUGGUGGUGGAGCAGGCUCAGAGGCACGCUGACGCUGGAACGUACACGUGCCAGGCUCAGAACAGGCAGAGGAACUCUGCCAGGAGGGAUGUUGAGGUUCAGGUUAUAGUUCCACCGAAGAUCAUGCCGAUCCAGUCAAUGACGAAUCUGCUGCGUGAAGGCAUGAGGGCUGCGAUCUCCUGCCAGAUCUUGGAGGGCGAUCUUCCCAUCAACUUCCGGUGGGAGAGGGACGGCGGCAUGAGGGAGCUUGGAUUGGGAGCCUCGACUAGGAGAGUGGACGAGUAUUCUUCUUCCUUGGUGAUCGAAAGGGUCACCGCAGCUCAUACAGGGAACUAUACUUGUAUCGCUUCCAACGUCGCUGGCACGGAGAAAUUCACCGUACCUGUUACCGUUAACGUGCCCCCUCACUGGACCGUGGAACCAACGGAUGCCAACGUGGCCUCUGGGCAGGACGUGAUGCUGCACUGCCAGGCGGACGGAUAUCCUCUUCCGACCAUCCACUGGAAGAAAGCUGUCGGAGAGCACCCAGGAGAGUACAAGGACAUCCACUACGACUACGGCAGCGUCAAUGUCAACUACUAUAGCAACGGUUCUCUGGAGUUCCAGCACAUCAAUAAGGACAGCGAGGGCCACUACUUGUGUGAGGCUAAGAACGAAAUCGGCACCGGUGUUAGCAAGGUCAUCUUCCUCAAGGUCAACGCUCCGGCCCACUUCAUUCAGAAAUCAAAACAAGUUCAGGUAGAAAAGGGAGAUCAAGCACACCUGCAGUGUACCGCCCAAGGAGACAACCCGCUGGAAAUCAUUUGGAAGUCAGGUGGCCAGAGAUUAUCUGAAGACUUGGAUGCAAGGUAUUCAAUACGAGAGCAGGUGCUAGACGAUGGGUUCAUGUCGGAGCUAGGGAUCGCCCAGGCUUACCGUCACGACACCGGACUUCUCACGUGCAUAGCUAGCAACGCUUACGGGCAAGACGAGAUGACCAUCCAACUCAUCGUGCAAGAGGUGCCGGAAAUGCCGAAGAACAUUCGAGUAAACGAUCAACAAAGUAGGUCGUUGCAGCUGUCGUGGACACACCCCUAUGCCGGAAACAGCCCCGUUACCAGCUACGUGGUCCAGUACAAACUUGUUUCUGACAUGUGGCCAGUGCAACCUGCAAAGGUUGUUGUUCCUGGUUCCCAGACCUCGGCCACUGUUCAAAACCUCGCCCCUGCGCAAUCUUACCAUUUCCGGAUCCUGGCCGAAAAUCGUCUUGGCUCCAGCGACCCUAGUGAGGUCAUCCAGGUCACCACACAGGAAGAAGUGCCGAGCGGACCUCCCCACGAUGUCCGUGCCAAGGCGAAGAGUUCCACCGAGAUCUUCCUUUCGUGGAACCCUCCAGAUCGGGAGCUAUGGAACGGCAACCUGCAGGGUUACUACGUCAGCUACUCGGAGGCGCCCGAUCCUGCAGGAACUGCGGCCAGCUCGGCCACUGCGCCCACGGCAGGCGCCCAACCCACGGCCAACGUGAAGACAGUGGAAGUGGGCGCCCAGUAUGGUGGCGAGACGUUACUACAAGGGUUAGGGAUGUUUACCACAUACACGAUCACCGUGCAGCCCUUCAACAGCAGGGGUGCUGGGCCCGCUAGCCCACCUGUCACCGUGCGUACUUUGGAGGGAGUACCAACGAUGCCCCCGGAGCAAGUUUCGUGCUCAGCUCUGACGUCACAGAGCCUCCAGGUGUGGUGGGAACCUCCUCCAGCAGAGGGGAGGAACGGUCUGGUCCAGGGCUACAAAGUUUCUUAUCAGCCUGCAGAAGAUUGGUAUGAGAAGAACGAGGUGGAGACGAAAGUAACGAACGCUUUAAGAACGACUCUGCUGGGACUUCACAAGUAUACGAACUACAGCGUGGCUGUUCUCGCGUUCACACAGAGUGGGGAUGGAGUCAGAAGCGCACCAGUCUUCUGCCGGUCGGAGGAGGACGUACCAUCUCCUCCGGCGGACAUCAAAGUCGCGAUGAGCUCAGUCAACAAGAUUGUAGUGUCAUGGCUGCCACCGGACUUUAGAAAUGGGGAGUUGGUGGCGUACACCUUCUACAUGGGUAUCGUCGAGGAUGGUAAAGAAGAAGGAACUCACAAACGUAUCCUGAGUCCGACCAGUGAACUCCACGAGACUGUGAGGUUGCAGGAGAGUGCUACCUACCAGUUCUGGGUGACAGCCUCCACCAGAGUCGGCGAAGGCGACAGUACUAGAGUCGUAACUAUCUCUCCCUCCACUAAAGUUCCAGCAAGGAUCAUAUCGUUCAGCCGCCAAAUAAUCACGCCAUGGAAACAGAACCUGACACUUGUCUGCAAGAGAGUUGGAACUCCUCCACCCACGUCAACGUGGAAACUUCACGGGAAAGUGUUGCAAUCCAACGGUCGAUACCAGAUAAGUAAAGAGGGUACACUGCACAUCCGGGAUAUCCAGCACGCAGAUAGUGGAAACUACACAUGCUACGUGGAGAACACUCAUGGGAAGGAUGACAUCGUGUACACCAUCCAUGUCAGAGUUCCUCCCGACCCGCCCGCUUUAUCAGUGGUCAGUGCAGAAGCUGACAGUCUGCACCUGAAGUGGGUGGAUAAGGUGCAGAGAGACAUACCGAUACUAGGUUAUGUGAUUAACUACAAACGAGACCACGGUGACUGGGAGGAGAUCCACAUUGAGUCCAAGGCGGAAUCUCACAUCUUGACAAAUCUGUGGUGCGGCACACGCUACCAGCUCUACAUCACUGCCUACAACAAGAUCGGCACAGGUCUACCCUGUGAUAUUGUUAAUACCUUCACCAAGGGCACAGCCCCGGUGAUGCCCAAAGCCUCGCAGCUGUUGACGGUGAACUCCACGGCGGUGACGGUCUGGCUUGACGCCUGGGGGGAUGGAGGCUGUCCCAUCCUCUACUUCAUCGUGGAAUAUCGCGAGGAGGCCCGAGGCGACUGGACUCUCGUCUCCAACCACGUCCAGCCCACUGAGAGAGUUCACUCCAUCGGUAGUCUGGCCCCGGCCACCCGCUACUAUCUCAAGGUCACUGCCCACAACAACGCCGGCUCCAAAGUUGCAACUUACAACUUCACCACGCUGACUCCGGAUGGAGCCACGAUCAUGCCGGAGCUGCUCAGUCCUGUAAGUGUCAGCAGCAACUCACCUCUGUACACGAAUCUCAAGAUCACUGCCUGCGUCUUCCUUCUUCUUGCCAUUAUCUCACUCACUGCCUCCGCGUGGUUCUACGUCAGGAAACGAAGGUUAGAGAAGAACAAUUUGGCUGAGUCAGCGUCGGUGGCUCACAUGCAGAAUCAGCAGAACAGAGAUCAGCAGUACGCGGUACACGGCGGUCAGAGCGGCCAGCUCAGCAUCGACUCAGCAACGUACAAGACCGACUCCACAGAAUACAUAGAAGACAUCUGCCCUUACGCUACGUUCCAGCUCUCCAAGCAACCGUACAGCGAGAGUACGUACAGCGGUAACGUGUACAGCGGCCCGUACCACUCCGUACGUGGAUCCUUCGUCUACCACGAGCCCAAGGCCAGCGUGGCUGAUACGUACAAGCCUAAGCAUCAAAAAGAACCCGAGUACACGAAGGUCCGAAGAAAAGGAGGGCGGCUCCGAGAUCCUCACUCGGAAAGUCAGGAAUCAGACAACCUCGGCAGCACCGACUCCGAGGUCAAGAAGAUUCUAACGCUGCACCUGCCUAUUUCAGAGUACGACACCCUGGGCUCUGACAGCGAGGGUGACUCUCGCCACCACCACUCUGCCUCUCAGGAGCUCGGAAAGACCGGGGGCGAGGAGACGAGCUCCUCGUCUGAAACCUCUCCAAACGGCGCCCGUAAGGCUCUCCCCCCCUCCCGGAAGUCCAAGGGGAAGACCCAAGUGAUGGCCAAGAGGCCUGUGAAGAGCAGUAGCGGAUAUUCUUCCCACACCGAGGAGACCACAUUCAGUGCCGCUGAUAUCCUGACUCCACGCAGCGUCUGCUCCAGCUUCAGCGAGAGGAUCCACCCUCCCUCCCGGUUCUCGGACACGCGCGAGUUGAGCGAAGCUGAGUGCGAUAUGAAGAUGGGGAGGCGCUCUUCUCGAGGCAGCAUCGGUUCCAGACUCACCCGGGAGACAUCGUUCCAGAUAGACGUAUAGCCGGCAGCCCCCUUCGAGUUGGAACUGUAGACUGCCUAGAGACCACGUGGUGUCAACGGUGACGAGAACUCGGAACCACCAGAACUUUCUUUUAUAAUCUUAGAUACUUAAUGUUAUUUUUGUAAAGAAUGCCGCGAACACUUCUCACGCUUCAGAUAUCCGUUUGGGGAAAACGGAACGGCAUCAAUAAUGGCGGACGACAGGAAUCGUUCACCGCUUAUUUCGUCACAACGUAAGUGUUCAUAUAUAGAAAUAAAGGGACAUUGAUUUACUAUUUUUAUAAAACCAAAACGAUAACAAUAUACGGAAAGGAAUUCCAAGGCAAAACCAGUACUGACUACGUGCCAACACAAUGAAGAAUAUCGAUUAUUAAUUAGUUAGGUUAAGGUAUAUAGUUCUUUUACUAAAGCCCUUUUAGUGAUUGUAAAAAUUGUGUAACUAUAGUUAAGUUUUAGUGCUGUUAAGUGAAUCGUUAGGCAGAUUUUGUAUGAGUCUUCCUAAAUUAAUUGUAAAAAACAAAUUAUUUUCAAUAUAUUACAUUGCAAAGUUAAUUAGAAAAAGGAUAAUUUGUCAUAACUGGCAAUACAUAGAUUUUGUUAAAUUUUGUUGUAAUCUUUAAUUUAGUGAUGACAACUUUGUGUAAGAUAUCAUAGUUGACAAAGUGUAAGAACACGACAAAUCUUCCGAACUGUCACCGAUGCAAUCUUUUGCUAUCGUUAUAAAGACUAGACUUGUAAAUAAUAGUACGAACGGUCAAUGGUUAUGUUAACAUAUCACACGAACUGUACAACAGAAAGUGAUUCGAUUUAUAAGUGAUCUUACCAGACUGAACUGCAAGAACUGACUGAAGGUAGGACGCUACGUUCUGAGCUGUGAGGUAUAGAAGUGUCAGAAGGUUAAUUAUCAGAAUAUUUUUAUUCACAGCAACACAUACACUACUCUCUGUGUCCUAGCUUGAUUUGCAGAUGUCAGAGCUCGUGUGUCUCGAGAGUUGUAGAAACAGGCGUUAGAAUUUCACACGUUUCAAAUGGACGAACUAGCAAGCGAUCGAACUUUAGUAGAUGGAAAAUGUACAUUCUGUUACAUUAGUAGUGACAUCAUCAAAUAGUUACAACUCUCCAGACACACUUGGUCUUAAUGUUUCUUUAUCAGAUGUUACCAACUAAUAUAAUACGUGUAGAACUACUACUGGAUGUUAAGGUUGAUUAUGUUUAUCAUUUAUCGAGGUUGUUGGGAAGUCCACGAGCUGACCGUGCAGACGUUGAGGGCUCCAUGCUGAAUAUAGUACCUAAUUACAAAUGACUGUAAGUUUUGUUGAUAUUAUUAAAUAAAGAUGAUAUGUUUAGUUA
This is a messenger RNA of Homalodisca vitripennis (glassy-winged sharpshooter), 7480 nucleotides long. Its product is annotated as Down syndrome cell adhesion molecule-like protein Dscam2. The coding region runs from base 282 to 6131 and encodes 1949 amino acids. The transcript has 38 exons. Gene Ontology annotation, biological process: cell-cell adhesion. Gene Ontology annotation, molecular function: protein binding. NCBI's taxonomy places the organism in Eukaryota, Metazoa, Arthropoda, Insecta, Hemiptera, Cicadellidae. The record is from RefSeq and is a predicted model, not a curated record.